Molecule: messenger RNA, 1293 nt
Organism: Toxotes jaculatrix (banded archerfish)
Lineage: Eukaryota; Metazoa; Chordata; Actinopteri; Toxotidae
Product: histone H1-like
Exons: 1
Coding region: 50-646 (198 amino acids)
Biological process (GO): nucleosome assembly
Cellular component (GO): nucleosome
Molecular function (GO): structural constituent of chromatin; DNA binding
Source: RefSeq, a predicted model, not a curated record
AGCUCGGACACCUUCAGACCGACGCAGCAGAGACCGCACGCACACCACGAUGGCAGAAGAAGCUCCAGCUGCCGCCCCGGCGAAAUCCCCGGCCAAAGCGCCGAAGAAGAAGACCGCUCCCCGCCCCAAGAAGGAUGGCCCCAGUCUCCCGAAGCUGAUCCUCAGCGCCGUGGCCGAGUCCAAGGAGCGCAAGGGGAUGUCGCUGGCCGCGCUGAAAAAGGUACUGGCUGCCAAGGGCAUCGACGUGACCAAGGCUAACAAGCGCAUCAACACCGCCGUCACUAAGCUGGUGACCAAGGGAAGCCUGACUCAGACCAAAGGGACCGGUGCCUCAGGGUCCUUCAAACUCGCCAAAAAGGAGCCCAAAGCCGCCAAGCCGGCCAAGAAAGUUGUGAAGAAGAAGCCGGCCCCCAAAGCCAGGAAGCCCGCUGCCAAGAAGCCCGCCGCGGCGAAGAAACCCGCAGCAAAGAAGGCGGCGGCGGCGGCCAAGAAGUCACCCAAGAAGGCCCCGGCUAAGAAACCCGCCAAGAAGGUGGUGAAGAAGAGCCCCAAGAAGGUCGCCGUGAAGAAGCCCAAGGCUGCUAAGAAGCCAGUGGCCAAGAAAGCACCGGCAAAGAAGACCGCGGCCAAGAAAGCCAAGAAGUAAAGCGGCUGUCAGUGACCUGCACGCAGUGCACCAAAGGCUCUUUUAAGAGCCACCACAGCUUCAACUGAAGAGCGUUUCCUUCUUCUUCUUGUUGUACUGAUGAAUUUAGUUACAGGUGGAAGAGUUGUGUCAGUGCAACAGUCUCGGGGACAGCUUUUACAACAACUAACCCAUGCAAACACAUAACCUUACUUGAUCUGAGUAGCCACCUUUCCGACAGCAGGUCAUGUGCAAUAAACAAGGUUCACUGUCUUUGUAUAUACUGUACACACUGUAUAUUUCUAUCCUGGAUAGAUGUACUUUUCUUAUAUAUUUUUAUAUAUUUUUUUAUUUUAUUUUUAUAUUUUGCACUGAUGUGGGACAGUGCCUCCAUUUCGUUGUGCUUUUGUACAUGAGUAUGAUUGUGCAAUGACAAUAAAGAUGUGUCUUAUCUCGGUGAUGACAAAGCGGGAGCUGGUGUCUGAGUGAGAGCCUGCCACUCCACAGCUCUCUCCACCCAGCUCCCGCUGAACGCCGAAGCUUCGGCAAUAAUCUCCUCUGUACACUCGCACUAUACGAGUACAGUAUCUGAACCGUACGGCCAAACCGCAGCCUGUUAACCGCUCGGACCAGGACUGACUGGCUCAUGUUUGUUCCUGUAUUCUAAC